Messenger RNA from Triplophysa dalaica, 1095 nucleotides. Its product is annotated as adenosine 5'-monophosphoramidase HINT3-like. The transcript has 5 exons. The record is from RefSeq and is a predicted model, not a curated record. Lineage: Eukaryota; Metazoa; Chordata; Actinopteri; Cypriniformes; Nemacheilidae. Gene Ontology annotation, molecular function: catalytic activity. Bases 147 to 638 code for a protein of 163 amino acids.
CUCUAUAAAGCUCAUGAGUCAUAACAUUAGUAGCCCGGAACAAAUGUCCAAUUCCCAUCAAAUUGUUGUAGCAACGCGGAAGAACUAAUCGUAUAAGAAGAAUGUAAUGUGUCUGUGUCAAUGUCAUAUGAAACCGUCCUGCCAUAAUGACAGAAGUGAAGAACUCCAGCGAACAUCCCAAUACCAGCACCGACGACAACUAUGACGAAACUUGUGUUUUCUGUACGAUCGCAAAUGGUGACUGUCCACAGACUAAUAUACUGUUUAUCGACAUUUAUCCAGGUGCAGCUCAUCACUACCUGGUUGUUCCAAAAAAGCAUAUUCACAGUUGUAAAAACCUUGAAGCAGAUGAUAUCAGUCUUGUGAAGAAGAUGGCAGAGAUUGGAAGAAGUGUGUUAAAAUCCAAUAAUGUCACAGAUUUUGAAGAUAUCAGCCUAGGGUUCCAUGUGCCACCAUAUAUCAGCGUCCCCCACCUCCACCUGCAUGUUCUAGCACCUUACAGUCAACUUUAUAUGAAGACGGAAUACAAGUUUACAGACUUAAGUUACAUCACAGUGGAAGCGUUGCUUCAGGCUCUAGAAAUGAUAAAGGGGGGUAGAAAACUCAAAUGGAUUAACUGCUUUCCCAAGUAUAUAUGAAAAGAAUGUAAUCACAAGAAACUUUAGUACAUUGUCGAAAGCGAGUCAGUUUUAUUAUGUUUGUGUAUGAUUUUUUUACUAAAUGGUAUGUUAAAACUGAUUUAAAACUUGACUAUUUAUGAAAUAAUUAUGUAACUGUUUAAAACUAUAAUGUUAAUGUUGUAAUCCCUUAAAUGAGGAUUACAUAUUCUAUCCUGUGCAUUUUUAUCAUACAGUGUUACAUCACGACAUUUUUUGUUAUAUGAAAUGACAGAAAACUGACCAUUACCUUGUAUCUCUAAAAUGUGCAAUUUUAUGCAAUGUUUUGAAACAAAAUAGAUUUUUUUUUAUACAUGGUGCAUAUAUUUUAUCUGUUCCUUAUCAAGCAAAUUGUUCAAAUAAUUUAUUGUGAUUAAUUUACCUGUGACUUACAAUAAAUUAAACUCCUAGUGAUAUACAGUCCUGCUCACCAUUAUUG